Sycon ciliatum is the source of this 2862-nucleotide messenger RNA. Its product is annotated as neogenin-like. Gene Ontology annotation, molecular function: axon guidance receptor activity. Gene Ontology annotation, cellular component: plasma membrane; neuronal cell body; axon. Gene Ontology annotation, biological process: homophilic cell-cell adhesion; synapse organization. The transcript is spliced from 10 exons. The record is from RefSeq and is a predicted model, not a curated record. The coding region runs from base 378 to 1241 and encodes 287 amino acids. NCBI's taxonomy places the organism in Eukaryota, Metazoa, Porifera, Calcarea, Leucosolenida, Sycettidae.
UUUUUCCCAAUGAAGAUUAUAGUGAAUUGGCUGCUCGCUCAGGAUACUAGACUUGCUUCACUAUGACAUUGUACUCAGUAUAGGAUGGUCCAUGAUCCAGUGCUGGGUGAUAGCAGCAUUGUGUGGUUCUCAGGGAGUCUGGUACUUACCCCCCCCCCCCUUCCCCUCGAUCAAGUAGUCCCGUUCAUACUUAAUCAUGCGCUCCGUGUCCGUCACUCCUUGCAGAGCCACCGCGCAUCACACAACCUGCCCAAGGUCAAUGCAACACCAGUGUCGUGCCAGGGAAUGGCUUCCAGCUACAGUGUAGAGCAUCAGGGGACCCAACACCAACAAUCAGCUGGCAGAAAGACGGGAUUAAAAUCGAAAGCACGUCCCGCAUGCGAGUCUUCAGCAAUGGUCUGCUGCGAGUGCGCCAAGCUUUGCCGGGCGAUGAUGGACGCUACACGUGUGUGGCUGAGAAUGGUGUAGGCCGACCGGACACUAGGGACUGCUACAUCCUACUGAUGACUGCACCGUCGUUCACCAGUGUCAGUGAUGUGAUUGCCAUCGUUGGGCAAAGGGCCAUUCUCACCUGUCUCUCUGAUGGCUCGCCCACGCCUCAGAUCACGUGGUGGGACGGGCAGGAUCGUAUUCGCAACACGACGCGCAUCACCAGUCUUCCCAGCGGUAUCUUGAACAUUAGCCGUGUGGAGCUAGGUGACGAGGGCUCAUACACAUGUGUAGCUUCCAACCCGGCUGGUCGUAGGAGCAGUACAGGCUUUCUCACCAUCCAUGUGCCACCCGAGAUUGUGGUGGCGCCAGACCCUCUCUACGUCAGAUCUGUGGACAGUGAAUUCCGUCUGCUAUGUGUAGCCAGCGGAAAGCCAGACCCGGUGACAAUUUGGCUGUUCAACAACAGGCCAGUGGACCCGUCUCGUGUGCGCGUCAACCGCAACACGCUGACCGUGUCUCGUCUGUCUGUCGCCGACGAAGGCAGUUACACAUGCCUGGCAAACAAUGAUGCUGGAACGGCUAACAGCACCACUGUUCUAAUUGUGCAAGUUCCACCAGCUAUUAUCACGACCCAGACUCAAGUUGUUGUUCUCCGCGGCACUCCUGCAUUCUUGCCCUGCGAGGUCAUUGGCAAGCCGACACCAACGGUCACGUGGCAGAGUAGUGUCUAUGAUGAACGCUACAUGUCUCAGAUUCCCACCAGAGGACUCCAGAUAUCAGCGGCCCGGCUAGAGCACAGAGGACUGUAAAACCUGCACAGCAGGUUCAGCAUCACAUACCAUUGAGCUGGUUGUUGAAGGUAGGAGACACAAGCCAUGUUCCAUGCUAGUCAGUGUGUACAAUGUGUGCUGAUCUAUGGGAGCAGAUGAGCAACAGAGCAUGUGCCACACCUCAUCCCACUGUCCAUCUAUCAGUGGUAUGGCAGAGGAACUUAUGCCGUCUGCUGGUCAUCGACGAAAAGUGGAUCAUACAUCCCAACGAUACACUGUGCGUAAUCAGCACUGUCGUCGCCGACUUCGACAUCUACGUGUGUCUGGCACGCAACAAACACGGAGACGCUCGCAAGGACUACAACUUGACUGUUCUCUAACCACCUCGUCCAGACGGUCCCUCUGUAGACAUCGUCACUGUCACAGCCAACUCACCCACGGUGCUGCCGUGCCCCGUCACUGGUAAUCCUAAAUCAGAGUUGCUCCCAUCUUCAAGAUAGUGCCGUAUGACAUAGACCCGGUGGUUGGCAGUAGCAUAGUGCUGCCAUGUGCUGCCAAGGGUGUUCCAGCACCAUCCAUACAGUGGACUGUCGGAUCGUACGUUCUACCUGGCAGUAACCCCCGGUUUUCAAUGAAGAAUGGCGGCAGUUUGGCCAUCUCGGAUAUUGUGAUAUUGCGGAUAUUGCGGACAACAUCGGUGGCAUGAAGCCUAGUGACUGCCAAGUGUCUUGGCGCGACGGGCGACCAGUACAGUGUCAUGCCCCAGGGGCUGCUGUGGCUGUCAACGUCGGCGAGUCGUGGAGUGCGUUUGCCGGCCUUCAUGGCGCUCGGACAAGUGCGAUACACAGAUUCUCACUAGCUACGCAGUACACUGAUUCUGGCACGUUAUUUCUGCAUUGAUAGUCAUAUACUCUGGUGAACAUUGCACUGUCACCCACACAAUGUAAACAUUCAAUAGUAUUCAAAUUUCACCACAGAAAUACACACACAUAUUGGCUCUGUUGUAGCGUGAUACUCACACUACAUACUUGAUUUGAAUUUCUGUUUGAGGAAAUUCCCGCAUGGCUUGGUUUGGUUUGGUUUUUAUUAUUUCAGUUCGUUGCCUCAACAGUACAAAGUACAAAUAUCAAGAGGGACGAACGAAAAGAGAAAAUAAAACAGAGCAGAGAGGAAGAUGCAACUGAAAGGAAACGGCUGAAGGCAAGAUUCAAUUGUUCACUGUUCUAUAUUCAUACUGUAUUAAAUCUUUGUUGAGAUAUAUGUAGACCUUGUGUGCCAUGUCACUGAUAUUGAUGCUGUGUCGGCAAUAGUAGAAAAGGAAUGGCUUCAAAUUUGCUCUCCCCGAAAUUACCCUAAUUGUUUUUGUUUUGUUUUUGCUCACUAUCUUUCUUGCCUUUCGUGGGAGUGUCGCGAACAUGCGAGUGGUAUUUAUAUGAAACAGGAUAGAUUCUGUUAAUCCUUGAUCUUAACGUUAGCUCGUACAUAGUAUCCUGUGAUUCUGGUAUUUUAUGUCAACCCUGUUAUGUAAUACGCAUCCUUUGCGAUUUAAUCCUUUUUUGUCGCAGCUUGCUCUUCUGGUAUGGAGCAUGUGUGGAUUUUUUUGGUUGUUGCCCUUUGGAACGUCUGGUGAAGACUUGUGGAGAAUUUGUGUGCUUGAAGU